Molecule: messenger RNA, 864 nt
Organism: Cricetulus griseus (Chinese hamster)
Lineage: Eukaryota; Metazoa; Chordata; Mammalia; Rodentia; Cricetidae
Source: RefSeq, a predicted model, not a curated record
AUGCCGAAGAACAGCAAGGUGACCCAGCGCGAACACAGCAAUGAGCAUGUCACUGAGUCCGUGGCUGAUUUGCUGGCCCUCGAGGAGCCUGUAGACUAUAAGCAGAGUGUACUGAAUGUGGCCGGCGAGACAGGUGGCAAGCAGAAGGCAGCGGAGGAGGAGCUGGACGUAGAGGACCGACCGGCCUGGAAUAGCAAGCUGCAGUACAUCCUGGCACAGAUUGGCUUUUCGGUGGGACUUGGCAACAUCUGGAGGUUCCCCUACCUAUGCCAGAAAAAUGGAGGAGGUGCCUACCUGGUGCCCUACCUGGUGCUGCUGAUCAUUAUUGGCAUCCCCCUCUUCUUUCUGGAGCUGGCUGUGGGCCAGAGGAUCCGCCGUGGCAGCAUCGGUGUGUGGCACUAUGUGUGCCCCCGCCUAGGGGGCAUCGGCUUCUCCAGUUGUAUUGUCUGCCUCUUCGUUGGACUGUACUACAAUGUGAUCAUUGGGUGGAGCGUCUUCUACUUUUUCAAGUCUUUCCAGUACCCGCUGCCCUGGAGUGAAUGUCCUGUCAUCAGGAAUGGGACUGUGGCAGUGGUGGAGCCUGAGUGUGAGAAGAGCUCAGCCACUACCUACUUCUGGUAUCGAGAGGCCUUGGACAUCUCCAACUCCAUCUCAGAGAGCGGGGGCCUCAACUGGAAGAUGACACUCUGCCUCCUUGUGGCCUGGAGCAUCGUGGGCAUGGCAGUAGUCAAGGGCAUCCAGUCCUCUGGAAAGGUAAUGUAUUUCAGCUCCCUCUUCCCCUAUGUGGUGUUGGCCUGCUUCCUGGUUCGGGGGCUGCUGCUGCGAGGGGCGGUUGACGGCAUCCUGCACAUGUUCACUCCUAAG